Messenger RNA from Protobothrops mucrosquamatus (brown spotted pit viper), 1292 nucleotides. RefSeq names its product dehydrogenase/reductase 7C (gene DHRS7C). Gene Ontology annotation, biological process: regulation of release of sequestered calcium ion into cytosol by sarcoplasmic reticulum. Bases 157 to 1092 code for a protein of 311 amino acids. Gene Ontology annotation, cellular component: sarcoplasmic reticulum membrane. NCBI's taxonomy places the organism in Eukaryota, Metazoa, Chordata, Lepidosauria, Squamata, Viperidae. The transcript has 7 exons. Gene Ontology annotation, molecular function: all-trans-retinol dehydrogenase (NAD+) activity. The record is from RefSeq and is a predicted model, not a curated record.
UACAUAGCUGCUUUUGCUCAAAGGAAUGGCUACAGCUUGUGGGCUGCUUUUCCUUUCCAAAAAUGUCUACAAGUUUAAUUAAACUUCUGGAAUAAACCAGUUUUGGCAGGAGACACCACCUUAUCAGCAGGCUGACUGCUUGCUUUCCAAGUGAAGAUGGGCAUUUUGGCUAUUCUAAUUCUCCCACUGCUUGUGGUUGGAAUUAGUGGAGUUGUAUACAUUUAUCGGAAAGUUACUCAGCUGAUGACAAAGUCUGCUGUGCGGAGCAAAGUUGUAGUAAUCACUGAUGCUCUCUCUGGUGUGGGCAAGGAAUGUACACAAGUAUUUCAUACAGGAGGAGCAAGGCUGAUUUUGUGUGGGAAACACCUGGACAAAUUAGAAGCUCUUUGUGAUGCUUUAAAUAGCGCGGCCGAUCCUACUGCAACAUUUACACCGAAGCUUAUCCUUUUAGAUCUCGCUGAUGUAAACUGUAUCCAAGAUGUAGCUAAAGAAAUCCUGGAUUGUUAUGGAUGUGUGGAUAUUCUCAUUAACAAUGCUAGCACAAAAGCCAAGGGGACAGUUCAAAACGUGUCACUGGAACUCGACAAAAAGAUCAUGGAUGCCAACUACUUUGGACCUAUAACACUCACCAAAGCUUUUCUUCCCAACAUGAUCUCCAGGAGAACUGGUCAAAUUGUGCUAGUCAACAAUAUCCAGGGAAAAUUGGGUGUUCCCUUUCGUGCAGCCUAUUCUGCUUCGAAGCAUGCUACUCUAGGAUUCUUUGAUUGCCUGAGAGCAGAACUGCAGGAAUUUGGUGUUUGUGUCAGUACUGUGUCUCCAAGUUUUAUAUGUUCCGAUCAUAAUCAGCCGCAGCCUAAGAACUGGGAAGGCGCCUCAUGGAAAAACUUCUUCAGAAAGUCGGCUUAUGGUGUCCGUCCAACAGAGGUAGCAGAAGAAAUUCUACGGACAGUGAACAGGAAGAAGCAGGAGGUGUUCAUGGCAAACCCCAUCGCAAAGGCAGCUGUUUAUAUUCGCACUUUCCUCCCAGAGAUAUUUUUUGCUGUGGUUGCUGCUGGAGUGAAAGAAAAACAGAAAAUUGAAGUUGAAAACUGAUACAUCAAGCUCAGCUCCCUUGAUAGAAGGGUUGUGCCGAUUCUCUCUUGCAGAGGCACCUUGGAAGAAUGUUGUAUAAAUCCAAAUGGAGCAAACAACAAACAAACAAAAAACCAAAGUUGUGUUUGAGGAUCUGGAGGCAGUAGAAUAAGAUACGGCCUUUUCAUCUAUCAUUAAAAGUGCACUGCUGGGCUAUGAAA